AUUGGUUAAGGAGAACAGAGAAGAGAUUGUUAGAGAAAAAAAGGAAACCUUUCUUGGUAGCAGCAAUUUACCAGUCUUUAUCCACUAGUGCAUCAGCGCAACCUACUGUGAAAUAUGUUCAGCUGGAUGGGCAAGAACGAGAAAACCAAAAAGUCCCCUGAGGUUAUCCACACGGUGACUGAGGGCCUGAAGGACCUGUACAAGAAGAAGCUGAAGCCAGUGGAGGACUUCUACAGGUUCCAUGACUUCCAUUCCCCAGCGCUGGAGGAUGCUGAUUUUGACAACAAGCCCAUGGUGCUGGUGGUGGGACAGUACUCCACUGGGAAGACCACCUUCAUUAAGUAUCUCCUGGAGCAGGACAUCCCUGGCAGUCGCAUUGGCCCAGAGCCUACCACUGAUUCCUUCAUAGCUGUCAUGCACGGAGAGACAGAAGGAGUGAUACCUGGGAAUGCACUCAUGGUGGAUCCCAAUAAACCUUUCCGCAAACUAAAUCCCUUUGGGAACACAUUUCUGAACAGGUUUAUGUGUGCCCAUUUGCCAAAUAAGGUUUUGGAAAGCAUUAGUCUUAUAGACACUCCAGGUAUCCUAUCUGGUGCCAAGCAGCGGGUGAGCAGAGGCUAUGACUUUCCUGCAGUCCUUCAGUGGUUUGCUGAAAGGGUGGAUCGUAUCAUCCUUCUCUUUGAUGCCCACAAACUGGAGAUCUCUGAUGAGUUCUCUGAGGCCAUUCGAGCCCUAAAGGGCAAUGAAGACAAGAUUCGUGUGGUCCUGAACAAAGCUGACAUGGUGGAAACCCAACAGCUCAUGCGUGUCUAUGGUGCCCUGAUGUGGUCUCUGGGUAAAGUUUUUAAUACUCCUGAAGUCCUAAGAGUUUAUAUUGGUUCCUUCUGGUCAGAGCCACUAAUGAUCUCUGACAACAGGCGGUUGUUUGAACUAGAAGAACAGGACCUUUUCCAAGACAUACAGAAUCUACCCAGGAACUCUGCUUUGCGCAAACUUAAUGACUUGGUUAAGAGAGCCCGGCUUGUAAGGGUCCACGCUCACAUCAUAAGUCACCUAAAGAAGGAGAUGCCAUCAGUCUUUGGCAAAGACAACAAAAAGAAGCAGCUUAUUAACAAGCUCCCUGUUAUUUUUGCUAAGAUACAGCUGGAACACCACAUUUCACCUGGAGAUUUCCCUGAUUGUGCCAAAAUGCAGGAGCAACUGGCAAUUCAUGACUUCAAGAAAUUUCAUGCCUUAAAGCCUCAUAUGAUUGAUGCUUUGGAUGAGAUGCUGACAGUCGACAUUGCAAAAUUAAUGCCACUGCUUCGCCAGGAAGACUUGGAAACCUGUGAUAAUGUGGUCCAAGGAGGAGCUUUUGAUGGCACCCAUAAUGGCCCUUUCAUAGAGGGUUCCACUGAUGGGAUCUUUGAGGGGUUGGAUGAUGAGGAAUGGGUGGUUACUAAGGACAAGCCUAAAUACGAUGAGAUAUUCUUUAAUUUAGCCCCAACUGAUGGAAAAAUCACUGGCACCAAAGCCAAGAACUGGAUGGUAACCACUAAGCUGCCCAAUUCUGUGCUAGGCAAGAUCUGGAAACUCUCUGAUGUUGAUCGUGAUGGCAUGCUGGAUGAUGAAGAGUUUGCCCUUGCAAGCCAUUUGAUUGAAGUUAAGUUGGAAGGUCAUGGGCUACCACCUGAGCUGCCAAGACACCUGAUCCCACCAUCAAAAAGAAGACAGAAAGGAUCUGCUGAAUAAAUCUAACUGUGCUUCAAGAUAUGAACAUCAGAUCUUACGCCCUGGCCAUCCUUCCAUGUCAUGUAAACAGGGACGUUUGCUCUAAAUGUUACUAACAGUAUCAACAUAGCUUCACCUGUAUUACUGCUUAAAUAUUAUAAAACACAAUUUGGUUUAGCUUAAAUUUAGAAGCUUAUCAUUCCACUGGAAAAUGUCUGAGGUUAUCAAUAUAACUAAGUCCAACACCAGCUGAAAAAAAGAUACUGACUUCCAAAGUUCAUAUACAGCUAAGGCUAUGAACUAACCUUAAUGAAAAAGAGCAAACCUGCUCCUAAUCUAGCAUGGCCUAUAAAAAAUGCCUUAUUCUUUGAAGUUUGGAAACUCUUUGCUGUUUUUUUUUCUAUUUCUUUGUUUGUCAUAUUAUACAUUAUAUAUAUUUCAGAGUUUGCUGUUGAUACAUUAUCUAGUUUCAGUCAAUUCUACAGGAAUACCAAAGGGCUAAUUUUCUUUAUGUUUUAUCUGUAUUUUUAUACAUCGAAAAUGCAGUAUAUACAUGAGGAAAUGCAGUCACUAGGCAUACUUUGUUGGAAUUCCCACCUAAACUGAAAUUGCUUGGGAAGGGUCAUGCCUGUUCUGUUUUGAAGGCCCAUCUCAGUAAAAAAAAUCUAUCUUCUGUGAAAGCAAAUAUAAUUUGUUGUCCUCAAGCAAAAGCCAUGUGUUAGUGUGUGUGCAAAGUAGUUGUGCUUAAAUAUGCUUAUGAGUUGACUUUUAGUUUUUUGGAGGUGCUUCACUCAAGCCAUAAUUUUUAAAAACAUAUAACUGAGUGGCUGGUAAGUAUAUGGACCUAUAUCAAUAUAUAAUAUUCAUAUUUGCAGUGGAAUCUUGUCUAUGCAAGAGCCUUGUCUGCAGGUUAAUAUGUGACUACUAUGUACAACUGGUGCUUUACCCCUUUAACCCCCUGUGUUGUUCAUAUACAAAAAUACUCAAUGUAACUAAUAGCAAUAAAAUCACUUCUGCUGGGGGCAGAGAUUAUAAUCUA
Xenopus tropicalis (tropical clawed frog) is the source of this 2749-nucleotide messenger RNA. It is a transcript of the gene ehd2, whose product is annotated as EH domain containing 2. The record is from RefSeq and is marked provisional. Gene Ontology annotation, cellular component: plasma membrane; endosome membrane; cytoplasm. Gene Ontology annotation, molecular function: calcium ion binding; GTP binding; GTPase activity. Lineage: Eukaryota; Metazoa; Chordata; Amphibia; Anura; Pipidae.